AUGCGAUUCUCUACUGUCACCGCCUGUCUGACUGCCUGUUUGGCGCCAGCGGCGGCUCUUAGUGUUCUCAAUGGCAAGGCUCCCGAACUCACCAUUAGCGACGACCUCAAGAUUCCUGGUGAUUCUCCUCUUGAGUUCUGCCCCGGAGACCACGCAGCCGAUCUUAUUAAGAUUGACCGUGUUGAUUUGUCUCCCAACCCUCCCAAGGCUGGCCAGGAACUCUUGAUUAAGGCCAAGGGAUCAGUUAAACAGAAGAUCGAAGAGGGCGCUUAUGUCCUCUUGACCGUCAAGUAUGGCCUCAUCCGCCUCAUCAGCACCAAGGCCGAUCUCUGCGAGCAGAUUGGCAAUGUCGACCUCAAGUGUCCCGUCGAAAAGGGCGAAGUCGAGGUUAUCAAGAGCGUAGACCUUCCUGCUGAGAUUCCAUCUGUACGUGGACGUUUCUUAUCCAACUUUGACUGUCUUGCUAAUUCAGCGCAGGGCAAGUACACCGUGCUGGCCGAUGUUUUCACUGCCGAUGAUGUACAGAUUACAUGUUUGACGGCAACCGUCACCUUCUCUCGUAGCAGCAAGGGUUUCUUUGGCAGCGAUCUGUGA
Molecule: messenger RNA, 594 nt
Organism: Fusarium venenatum
Lineage: Eukaryota; Fungi; Ascomycota; Sordariomycetes; Hypocreales; Nectriaceae
Source: RefSeq, a predicted model, not a curated record